AUUAGGUAUCUUUUGUUCAUUGUUCUGUACGUUGUACAUGUAGUUGCAUUUGGAAGAAUUCACAUUGCCAUUGUCCAACAAGUGCAGCCUAGGUACGUGGCAUAGACUACGUGCAAUAGUUUCAGACAUCUCUGCUCCAGGACAGGGUCAACUCUAACAUCAUGAUAGCCAAUGGUAAACCGAAAGUAAACGUCGAAGGCGGAAAGCUGGCUAAGAAAUUUCCGAAAAACAUUCUCUCUAAGAUCAAGACCUGGCACAUUUUCCUAAGUCUUGGCUUGUUCUCAGUGGUCCUCGGUUACAUCAGUGUCGCCCCUCCUACUGACCUCCCCAGCUGGCCCCUUUAUCGUCUUAACUCCAAAGUGUGGCAAUCAUUCGAAAACUGGGGAAAGCAUGUGAAACCAUACCAUAUCCGCGUCAUGACUACAGCCGUUCAGCAUUUGGAGUCCCGUGCUCUAUACAUGAUCACUUAUCUCAACGUACCCGAUAUUCUGCAUAGAGUGGAAAAACCACUCUCUUGCGAAGAACUGAAAGAACUGGUCGACCAAGAAUCAGGUCUGGAGCCAAUUAGCCUGCCAUUUCUCUGUCGGAUUUUGCACGCCGCAUCGCAUUUUGACAUCUUACAAGAGGCUCACGAACACAAGUAUGACCUCACCCCUCUAAGUCAGUACCUUGUGGCCAGUCACCCAAGGAGCUUGAAACACUAUGUCCUACUGUACGCUGGAGAUGAGUCACUGGUUAUCAGCACAGCCCUCUCACGCAGUUUGUACUCUGGAUUGUCGGGCUUCAAGGAAACUUACCGUAAGGAGCUACUACCUCAAUUGAAGGAAGACCCGGUAUUCAGAGAGAUCUAUGAUCGUGGCUUGGGGGACAGUUCUAGGUUGCAUGCACCGGCUAUAAUUGCUGACUACCCUCCGUUCAGCUCAUGCAAGCACAUCUGCGAUAUCGGAGGUGGAAUGGGUUCUUUCUUGCACGAGGUACUGACGUACUAUGCUCACGGCAUUGAAGGAACUAACUUUGAUCUUCCUGAUGUGAUUACAAAUGCAAAGGGCUUCUUAAAAGGCAAGGCAGAUGGUGCUAAAAUCAAUCUGAUUGCUGGCAACUUCACAAAACAGCUCCCCAAAACAAGUUGUGAUUGCUUCAUCUUGAAGGACAUACUACAAAACUGGUCUGAUGAAGAUGCUGCUCUCAUUCUGAGCAAUCUGUAUGGAGUGGUGAACAAGGGCAAUCGAGUGCUUGUCAUUGAGACUAUCCUACACACUGGCAGCUUCUCUGAGGAAAGGCUGAAGUCUCUAAUGGACCUAACAAUGAUGGCAUUCAACCCCUCCCACUCACGUCUAAGAACUGAGGAAGAAAUUUACUUUCUUCUAGAACAGAGUGGAUUUGUGGAGGCUCAGACUUACCCCACUAGAGCUGGCUAUUCCAUAGUAGAAGCAUUUCCAACAAAAUCGUAGCUUUUAGGGACUUUAAAUCAAUUUUUUUGACAAUCACUAUAAUAUAUAGAUUAAUUGUGGCCUGCUUAAUAAUUAUUAAUGCAAUGAUUUUUUUUGA
Halichondria panicea is the source of this 1548-nucleotide messenger RNA. RefSeq lists its product as uncharacterized. The transcript has 5 exons. Bases 162 to 1451 code for a protein of 429 amino acids. The record is from RefSeq and is a predicted model, not a curated record. Gene Ontology annotation, biological process: methylation. Gene Ontology annotation, molecular function: O-methyltransferase activity; S-adenosylmethionine-dependent methyltransferase activity. NCBI's taxonomy places the organism in Eukaryota, Metazoa, Porifera, Demospongiae, Suberitida, Halichondriidae.